Messenger RNA from Penicillium pulvis, 2391 nucleotides. RefSeq names its product mitochondrial intermediate peptidase. Gene Ontology annotation, molecular function: metalloendopeptidase activity. Bases 1 to 2391 code for a protein of 796 amino acids. The record is from RefSeq and is a predicted model, not a curated record. The transcript has a single exon. Lineage: Eukaryota; Fungi; Ascomycota; Eurotiomycetes; Eurotiales; Aspergillaceae. Gene Ontology annotation, cellular component: mitochondrion. Gene Ontology annotation, biological process: peptide metabolic process.
AUGCUUCGUCCUCUUGGGCGCCGGCCUUGGACAUGCCGACAAUGUCUCCUACAGCGCCAAACCCGCGCAUUUGAAAGCGCCGCAUCGCAGGCUCCCCGAUCACACAUCAACAGUAUACCAACAGAUAAUAGCGCUCCGAGGAAGAACGUCGAUGACGAAACAUUGCGCCGCAUCUUUGACUCGCAGAACUUUUGGAAGGACUUCUCGCAACAACGAUCCGCGGAUGUUUCAAAGCGAGCCGGAUUAGUUCAGAACCAAUACUUGACAAGCCCGGAUGGUUUCAGGGCGUUCGCAAAUGCGUCGCUACAGAAAUGCCAGGUGAUUGUGGCCAAGGUUCUAGCGGCCGAGACACUGGACGAAUAUCGGGCAUUGGCACGGAAUCUAGACCAGCUCAGUGAUCUCCUAUGCAGGGUUAUCGACCUUUCGGACUUCAUUCGAACUAUUCAUCAUGAUCCGCGAAUCCAAGAAGCAGCGACGCAGGCGUACGCUCUAAUGUUUGAAUAUAUGAAUGUGUUGAACACUACCACUGGCCUUCAUGAACAACUCAGCAUCGCCUUGUCUAAACCUGAAGUCACAUCACAUUGGUCCGAAGCAGAGACUAUUGUCGCCCAGAUUCUCAUGAGGGAUUUCACAACAUCUGCAAUUCAUAUGCCGCCAAGUGAGCGACAACGAUUUGUGAACCUCUCAAACGAUAUCAGCCAGGUUGGUUCCGCUUUCUUCAAUGGCGCGGAGCCAGCUAGAUCUCAAAUCACAUUCCACGCGAACGCACUUCAAGGACUGGAUCCCAUUGUGGUGCAGCAAAUCAAGAAAUGGAAUAACAAAGCGCCAGUGCCGACUGCUGGAGUCGUUCCUCGGCUUGUCCUACGAUCCGUGCGAGAUGAAUCGGUCAGGAAGCAAACCUAUCUUGCGACUAGAACUUCUAGCUCACGCCAGAUUCACCGUUUGGAGAAACUAUUAACGAAGCGAGCUGAACUAGCAAAGCUCUCAGGGUUCAAUAGUUUUGCUGAUAUGACUCUGAGUGAUAAGAUGGCUAAGAACCCUGAGGCUGUGUCAAAUUUUUUGACAUCACUUAUCUCGAGCAAUAAGGGUCCUGUACAAGAGGAGUUGGCCCAAUUGCAGCAGAUGAAGGGCAGCGGGCUCCAGCCAUGGGAUCAUGCUUAUUAUGUUCAUAAGCGUGUGCUGGAAUAUUCCCAGUCCCGUCGAUCUCGUGAGCUGAGCAUUGUUCCUGAGUUCUUUUCUUUGGGAACAGUCAUGCAAGGACUUUCACGACUUUUCGAUCGUCUUUAUGGUGUUCGUCUCGUUCCUCAGGAAACAACUGCUGGUGAGACCUGGCACCCGGACGUUCGUCGUUUAGAUGUGGUAGAUGAGUCGAACAGACAUAUCGCAGUUGUAUACUGUGACUUGUUCAGUCGACCAAGUAAACACCCGAAUCCAGCACAUUUCACAUUGCGGUGCUCGCGUGAGAUUUCCGCUGAGGAAAUCGCCGAGUGUGCCUCAUUGGAUCGGUCUGCACACCCGAACGAUGGCAUGGCGACAGCAGUGGACCCGCAAACAAACACCCUGCGCCAACUGCCGACAAUUGCGCUUGUCUGUGACUUCCAGGAGCCAGUGAGCAAUGGCUCAGGCCGACCAACUCUCUUGAGUGAGCAGAGUGUGCGCACUCUGUUCCACGAGAUGGGUCACGCUGUGCAUUCCAUCCUCGGACAGACUCCUCUUCAGUCUAUUUCCGGCACUCGGUGCGCGACUGACUUCGCUGAGCUUCCCUCAGUCCUGAUGGAGAGCUUCGCUACUGCUCCAGAGGUCCUUUCCCUCUAUGCCCGGCACUGGAGUACUGACGAGCCCUUGUCCGAAAGCAUGAUGCGCAGCAUGGAAAUGGACCGUACAGCCCAUGGUUCCAUCUACGGCGCCGUUGAAAACGAGUCGCAAAUCCUCAUGGCUCUCGUCGACCAGGCUUACCACUCUAUUCCCAGCGCCGAGGCUCUGAAGAAUGGUGUUGACACCACCGAAAUAUACCACCAGGUGUUCUCCCAGCACUCCAGCUUGCCGGAUCCAGAAGAUGUCCGACCCCGGACUUCUUGGCAGGGCUUCUUUGGCCAUCUUUACGGCUAUGGUGGCACCUACUACAGUUACAUCUUCGAUCGUGCCAUUGCCAAUAAGAUCUGGCAGGAUGUCUUCCAGUCUGGGAGGACAUCUGUUGACCGGGCUGCAGGCGAGCGUUAUAAGAAUGAAGUACUCCGCUGGGGCGGUGGACGCAGUGGCUGGCAAUGCGUUGCUGGUGUUUUGGGCGAUGCGAACCCCUCCAAUGCAGAUGGUCGCUUGGUGGAGGGUGGUGAUGAGGCCAUGCGCGAAGUUGGUCGCUGGGGGCUGGGUCGAGAUGGAGGGUCCGUGUAA